Coregonus clupeaformis (lake whitefish) is the source of this 9198-nucleotide messenger RNA. RefSeq names its product RNA-binding protein Nova-1-like. Gene Ontology annotation, cellular component: cytoplasm; nucleus. NCBI's taxonomy places the organism in Eukaryota, Metazoa, Chordata, Actinopteri, Salmoniformes, Salmonidae. The record is from RefSeq and is a predicted model, not a curated record. Gene Ontology annotation, molecular function: mRNA binding. The transcript is spliced from 4 exons. Gene Ontology annotation, biological process: regulation of alternative mRNA splicing, via spliceosome; mRNA splicing, via spliceosome. Bases 335 to 1669 code for a protein of 444 amino acids.
AAAAGGGUGAUGCGGCAGGGAAGACCCCCCCCCCUUCAAACCGGUGCAGGCUUGAACAAUGCGUGGCGUCUUUCACUGAAAAUACUGAGAGCCUGCAUUAGCAUUUUCUCAGACAAUUGAGGCUCUGGCCAGCUGCAGGCAUGGCUUGGAUGUUGCGGUGAAAUCUUUUUUUUGCACCCACUGAUGUAUUAGACCUCUGUGAAAAAGGUUGACUGGCCGCAUUCCUCAACGCCACCAUUGCACCUAUGACUAGCCUAACGUUAAGGUACCCUUACGAGAUUGUACCCCGGCAUUGAUGGCGAUCUGACAGAGGAUUUUACCAGCAGAUCUCAGAAUGGAGGAGGGUGAGUACUUCCUGAAGGUGCUGAUCCCCAGCUAUGCGGCCGGCUCUAUAAUUGGCAAGGGCGGCCAGACCAUCGUACAGCUGCAGAAAGAGACGGGCGCCACCAUCAAGCUGUCCAAAUCCAAAGACUUCUACCCAGGAACCACAGAGCGUGUGUGUCUGAUUCAGGGUACGGUCGAGGCGCUGAAUGGCGUCCACAGCUUCAUCGCGGAGAAAGUCCGCGAGAUGCCUCAGAGCGCCCAGAAAACAGAGCCAGUCAGCAUACUGCAACCACAGACCACUGUCAACCCCGACCGCGUCAAACAGGCUAAAUUGAUUGUGCCCAACAGCACGGCUGGGCUGAUCAUCGGUAAGGGCGGGGCCACAGUCAAGGCGGUGAUGGAGCAGUCGGGUGCCUGGGUGCAGCUGUCCCAGAAGCCUGAAGGCAUCAACCUGCAGGAGCGCGUGGUCACCAUCAGCGGGGAGCCCGAGCAGAACUGCAAAGCCGUGGAGAUCAUUGUGCAGAAGAUCCAGGAGGACCCUCAGAGCAGCAGCUGCCUCAACAUCAGCUAUUCCAACAUCUCAGGCCCAGUGGCCAACUCCAACCCCACCGGUUCCCCCUACGCCAACUCGGCCGAGGUCCUCCCCAAUGCCGCCGCGGCUGCCGCCACUGCCUCCAGCCUUCUGGGCCAGGCCAGCCUGGCAGGAAUGGGCGGCUUCCCGGGCACCAUGUCCAGCUUCUCUGGCAACGACCUGCUGGCCAUCACCUCGGCCCUCAACACGCUGGCUAGCUAUGGCUACAACACCAACACCCUGGGUCUGGGCCUCAACCCCGCUGCCGCCUCCGGGGUCCUGGCCGCCGUGGCUGCUAGCGCUAACCCAGCCGCUGCUGCCGCCGCUAACCUCCUGGCCUCCUAUGCCAGCGAUGCCUCUGGCGGCUCAGGCCAUCCCGCUGUCGGCCUGGGCGGCUUCUCCCUGGGCUCGCUGGCUGCCGCCACAGGGGCCUCUAACGGCUACCUGAAUGCCUCCUCCCCACUGAUGGCCUCUUCCCUGCUGGCCACAGAGAAGCUGGGAGACGGGGCCAAAGACGUGGUGGAGAUUGCCGUGCCCGAGAAUCUGGUGGGCGCCAUCCUGGGGAAAGGCGGCAAAACGCUGGUGGAGUACCAGGAGCUGACGGGCGCCCGCAUCCAGAUCUCCAAAAAGGGAGAGUUUAUCCCCGGCACACGAAACCGUAAAGUUACCAUAACAGGGUCGCCCGCGGCAACGCAAGCCGCCCAGUAUCUGAUCAGCCAGCGGAUCACGUACGAGCAGGGUGUGCGUGCCACCAACCCACAGAAGGUGGGCUAAACGGAAAAGAUUUAUAGAAUAAAGGAAGGAUGUGGACAGAGAAAAUAAAAGGGAAUCGAGGGUCACGGCGAGGGAAAAAAAUCGUCCAAAUAUCCAUUCAAUAUUUCAGUAUUAAAAAGAGAAGAUCACAAAGGAGGAGGAGGCGUAGAGAAAACCAAGAUAAGUUUGUGUGAUUUGUGAUUGUGUUUUUAGGACCGAGGUCCUGAUGUUUAAAAAAAAGUUGUGAUGAGUCCUUUUGAUGAUGGUGAUCAAAGUAAAGCUUAACUGGUCCACUGCCAAGCUGCAGAUCCAGGGGUGAGCGCACGAGUUCACCCCCAUUCAAAAACCUCAUAGCUGGGUUUGUUUUGGGUUUCGUUCUCUUCCGUUUCUCUCUUCUAUCGUUGUGUGGGUUUUUCAGCUUCAGUUGCAGACCUCCGCUCCAGGUGAGUUGAGUCAGUUGAGGUUCCAGACAAGCUAAAAGAGCAGAGAUGGCUGUUUGCUCAUGCCUUGUUCCUUUAAUGUUAACCUCGCUCCCUGUGAACAAAGCAAAAAGGCCUUGUCUACAUGAGAGAGGUUAAAUGACGCUCACCAGAGGUCGUCCAAGACCAUUAGGAAUCCAUUUUAAUUUAAAUUCUUAACGGAUAUCACAAUAUUAAUGACAUGCCACUUUAUGAUUCAUAUCAAAAUUGAGAUUUUAACACUUUGGUUGUUAUAAUUUUUAUUUUCAUCAAUUAUUUAUUGAAAUAUGGUCUCAUUCAAACACGUGUAGAUUAUUUAAACCUGUGAAUUCGGGUUGAUAUGAAUGUAAAGACAGUAUUAUUGUUAUUUUGUUAUUAACGAGGAUCAAAUAUUGAGUUGCAGUGACAGAUAUGUAUAGUUUUAACCCAGAACUGCACAGUAACUAUAUAUGAGUGUAGAUCAGGGGUCAAAUGUUCAAUGUGAGAGGAUAGAUGAGACACACAGGAAUGUACACACACAUACACAGCAACACACACAGACAAUCAUUCAUACAUGUAUACCGCCACCCACAUACACACCACUUUUGGUGCUACGAAAACAUAACUACAGAUAGGCCUAUAUCUCCUGUAUUACCUAAACUGAAAAUCCCUUUGGAGAUUGCUCUCCAUCUCCUUGAUUGUAAGAUGCCAAGCGUUGUCCACUCAUCUAUAGUUUACGGGAUUUAGUUCUGCCUUUAUGUGCGCAAAGUAAGACUGGAUUUCAUGCUAUGAUUGUCAGUCUUAAUAUUUUACCACAGUAAAUCAGUUCUCCUUUAGCUGCCAUGGCAAACUGUUUCUUGUACCACCAUGGGCAGUUUAGAUCCGAAUAACAUAGUUACUGGUUUAAAACCAAUAAUUUGUAUCCUGUUGUCAUAAAUUGGCCCUGUACUUUGAGUUUGCCAGCCAAUAUUGCGCCUUGGGACAUACUCCUAUGUAGAAAUUUGAUUAAACCCCCAUGGGAAGGAGCAUCGUAUCCGAGAGGGAAGACAGCACUAUACACAGCUUGAGGUAUGUUACAUUACCUUUUCAAUUGAAGAAACAUCUAACCAGAAGAGUCCCCAAGGGAACGAAGCACCACGAAGCAGUUUUGUUAAGAAAAGCAGUUUGAACCUUAUCUGUGACCGAGAAGACGAUUGCUUUAGAUUUAUGGUGGCUGGUAGUCAAGAGAGACAUUAAUGGAGUCACCAUGAAACACAUUUGGACUGAAACCAUUUGGAGUUUUCUGUGAACCAUUCUUCCCAAUCAGAGUCAAUACAAAUAUGGAGUCGAACAGUUUAUGCAGUUGGUCAGUUCAACCUGUUAAAGCAGACAUUGACGUUAGCUUACAUUGGCAGUAGUGCACAAUGCGUUGCUGAAAAAUUUCGCUGACAUUCUGUAAGGAUAAUUGCAGGGGGGGGGGUAAUUGUCUUCUAGAACAUUCUCAAACACACAAAGAUUACCCUUGCUUGCUUAUGUGCUGCUAUACAUUGGUUUUCAUCCGAGUACACUGGGUCUCUUAUGACUGCACUGUGAGACACAACGAAGACACAACGCAAAGUGUGCCUGUCCCUUCUUGAGCCAAGUGUUCAUAUUUUGAUGUACAUAUCCAAUAAAUAGGCCUACAGCUGACACACAUGCAUUGCAUGUUCUAGAGCAAAACCAGCCGAGCAGUGAGAUAAGGAACAUCUCCACAAGAACAUCCAUAAUGUGAUGUCUUGGAGAUGUUUUGGUUUACCAAUAAUAUUGCACAGCAGAGAGCUGCUAUACAUUCAUAUUAAUGGAAGUCUCUUCUACUGAGGAGUCCAGAGUCAUCGGUCAACCAUAUUGUCUUUUAUUAACCCAAAUGACUCCUACUACAUUUAUUUUCCUGCACAGCAGUCCCUGAAUCUUAUUCUGACCCUCUUUUCCAUUUCACACGUUUAUCCUUUUGUAACCAGAGCUCUGUGAUUGGCUUUCAAUAAUACAGGACCGGAAGGGAUAGCGGCAGAGAAUCAAAGAAACAGCAACACUCUCUUUUUAUGAGUGAAAUGACAACGCCCCUCCUCUACCAUACCUACUCAAUAGUUAUUCUAAGGAAUGUUGCUUGAGAAAGAAGUUACCUUUACCCCACCUUACUAUCAACUCUGUGUUUGAGCGUUCCGCAUGGCAUGGCACUAGCCACGAGCCCCAUUACCUUGACUCACUGAAUACACGUUUCCCUUUCAUUGUAUUUCUGAAGGGAUGUGCUGUGACUUAUAACAGUACUCAAUGGUCCACUAGUUAUUUGAAAUGGCACUCCAGUUAAAAUAUCUGUAACUUCCACCCGUGGGGUUCAGAAACCUUCAUAUUUUAGCCCUAACCUCACAAAAUGUUUACGCUGAUUUAAAAUACAAGCACAAAUCAAGGUGAAUUUAAUAAUAUAAGCAAUGCAACUAGACUUGGUUUAGAGAGACUACUCUAGAGCUGUCUGAUCUAUACAUUGUCCUCUCUCUCUCUCUCUCUCUCUCUCUUUCCGUUCAUUACAUUACUUACUUCGACAUUUCUCCCACCCUUCAUAUAGUAUUUUUAGUAUAUUUUAGAACGCUCCUAUAUCCAGAUUCCCUUCUCUCUCUCCUCCUCCAUUCUGCUCCCCCCCCUCUCUCCGCCGCCACUCUGCUCCCCCUCUCUCUCCUCCCUCCUGUCUUGUCUACUCAUAGGCGCUGACGUCUGGGGUUGCAGGGAGUGCCGAAGUGAUUGAUAGCAGUUAUGCACCAUAGGUCAUAAGGGUAUGCAAAUAUUUUCACAGCCCAUAGAGUUCACCAGGCGAAAAUGCACAGAACACCUGCCUCCAAACUGUGACACACCACAAGACCAACAAGCAACAUUGGUUCAAACUACGGUAUCAAAUUCCCUACUAAAAGAAGAACAAGUAGGAUUUAGACAGGCUUACAUCGUGAUCUAUGACCUUUUAGGGGAAGGGGGGGGGUUAUGUGUUUUUUUCUACUGGAAAGCAAAAUAAGAAAGCAAAUCUUGGUUGAAUGAGCAAAUGUCUGUUGGUUGACCAAACAGAACUUCUAUUUCAGCCUUUUAACAAAAGCAGGAGUUUAUUUGAAAAAAGUAAAUGAUAGAGCGCAAGAGAAAGAUGGGAACUUGUUCGUGACCUCAUGCUGAAACAGUGACAUCCUUUAUGCAUAUCCUCUUAUCUGAAAAUUGACUAGAAAUUAAUUUCUGUGGAAUAUGUCAUGUCAACAUGAUGUAUAUGUAUGUUAUUGUAGCUAUUCUAGUUUGUAGUCCAAAUGCAGUCCAGCGUCGUCAAUACAAUGUGAAACUCUAUGUUAUCGUUGUGUGGAUGAUGAAGAGUGCCAACUAAGCCUGAUUAAGAUUAGCUUCGCUAUUUGUUUGUGCAUUACGAUGACUCAUCAUAUGGCGUCCAUAUUUCUGUCAUUUAGUUUGACUUUUAAGAAUAUUGGAAGCAAUAUAGUAGCAUGUUGUCCUGUUUUGUGUUUUUGUUAUGUUUGAUGUAUGAACCUUUGAAAUUACUAAGAUUUUGAAUUAAUAGGUUUACAUGUACUUUUUGUAAGUUAUGAAAAUGCUGCUAUUUGAUAAGUAAAAUAUACAAAACAUUUUAGUUGAAAAGAUGUCUGGUCUGUUGAUUAGAAACAUGCUCUAAAAGACAGGGGCAUAAAAUGAGGUGUAUAGAAUACUAUACAGUAUUGGUAAGAUAGUAACAUUAAUAAUAGACUCUAUAGUACAACCUGUGCCAAACUAGACCUCUGCAGCUUCUGAAAUUGUAGAUGUGCGAUCAAAUGUUAGAUAUGAAUAACUUGUUUAGAAGUGCUGAUCAAGUGCCAAUCAAACAAUGUUUUUAAGUUAAGAAAAGAUAAUCAAAUACAUUACUUAAGAAAACAAAGGAUGGAUAACUAUUUUGUGCAUUGUUUUACCCCAUAGCUACAUAGAGGAAGAGCUAAAGAUUGUGAUUUUUAUGGAUCCAUGUUGUUUUACACUCCAUGCAUCCCUUGUGUGUUCAUUUGACCUGUGGCUUAAGCACUGCUGUUUUUCACAAAUGUAUCUAUAGGCCAGCAUGGACUAAGCAUAACAUGUUAUAAGCAUUCAUAACAUAGCCCGCCAUUAAUGAUCAGACAAAAUGUGUUUCGUGGAGUUAGGUGUUAUCUUUUUGCAUGUCUUCUAUUGCAUGGUAUCAAAGUGAAAUAUGGAGGGGAAAAAAUGAAUGCAAAAAAAUUGAGUUGUUCAAAGACAUAACGUUGCAUGCAGUCAGUUAAAACCGCCUCAUAUUUAAAAAGUUGUUUCUUGUCGUAAGUUGGGAGGGAUUCCAUUAUUGUCAUGUUGGCCCAAAUUCAACAUAUUUUAGAUCAAAUUCUCAUACAGUCCAUCUCUUUAUAUUAAUACAGAUAUGAUUUUGUUUUCUUAAGGUACCAAGAGGAGUAUUACAAAUUUGAAACAAGCAAAUGCGAAAAUGUUAUUCAGUGUUAUUCUUGUGUUUUGCUUUCUAGAAUACCAUGCAUGCAUUUUUUAGGAUCAGGUUAAACCUCACAAAACCUGCGUAAUAUUUUUUUAGAUUUUUUAUAACACAGCUUGAAUUCCCAGAUCUAAUCUAUGAAUGUACUCCCAUUUGCUCAUUAUUUCUGUUGAAUGUUUAUCAGUCUUCAAAUGUGAAUUCAAGGCUGGAAUGUCAACUACAUGUAGUGUUAACAUAUUAUGUCAAGAACCAAUUUCAGCUUUAGUCAGGUAGGCCGGACAUGGCCAUAGUCAUAACACAGAUAUGUUUCAACAACACUUCAGACUCACUGUAAACAUUAUCCUGUUUGUUUGGUGUUGCAUAAAUGCACUUUACUUUUUACAAAUGACAUCUCCUAUUAUUGGAUGUGAAACAAAGCAAACCAUGUUAAUUUUCAGCCGUUUCUGUCAUUCUUUGCUGUUGCUCUGAUGUUAAUGUUUUAGUAAGAAAAAAAAAAGAGAAAAAAACAUUGACAAUAAUGAGAGGGGUUUGUGUAUCAGACUUCUCUGAAAAGGUGGCACCCAAGUCCUCACAAUAUUGAUUCUCCAUUCCCUUUAGCAAAGAUUUGUGUAAAUCGCAAUGAGCAAAUCUCUCUUUGAAGAUAGAAUCCUUUGUUGCUACAUACAUUUUUGACUUAUAAAUUAAUGAUAUAUACCCAUUGAUCCUUGAAGAAUAUAACUUAUACAUGCCUCAUAAACAAUUUAGAUAUAAACAAACACUUUAUUGCCUCAAAAGAUGGUUAAAACUAAAAUGUUAAUUUCAUGCAUGGUCAAUCGUUGCAUCCAUGGCUCUGUCUAUGAAUUUGAGAGUUGUUACAUUUCUCCAGGCCCAUCGCUCAGCUUUGUUAUUGUUUCAAUGAAGGAUUCUAGCUUUAAAAGAGGGAGAGGGAACUGUUCCACCUUGUCAUGUUGCAUUCUGCUGCCUUGAAGUCUAGAGGUUGGGAGUAUUUUUAUGAACAAAUUGGCAUUGAAAGCAUGGUCAACCUCAUACAACGUCUCUACGUGCUGUUAUCAGAGAGUCCACGUUAGUUACGUUACAGAAUGCAAUCCCAAGGUCUCGCUGAUAUAAUUUUAGAUCAGUGACAAAUACAGCACCGGAAAAAUGUGAUUACUUCGGUCAUACCGCUGUCAGUGUUGGUGGAUUUGACGACAACAACCUUUUAGAACCCUGUGUAACCUAAAAUGGCCUAACUACUUUACCACAUGCAUGCUUUGACUCUCUGUCUCAUUCUUCUGCCAUGCACUGCUACUAACCCCCACCACUGUUCUAACCCCUCCACUACUGAGUGCCAAACUAAGUCAACACCAUUCCAAACAUUAUUUAUUUUAUUUAAUUUUUAUCUGGACAUUCACCUAACCCCCAAGGAUCCUCCUCAGGUGGGAUUCCAUUGAACUAUCAGACACAGGACUAAGACGGUUAAGGCUGCUUGCCCCCUCUUCUCCUCAACUCUCUUCAUCAUCUUUUCAGCCUACAUGACAUUACGAUUAUGUGUGGUGUUGUGUCUGGCAUCUUAUAUAUGACCCUUCUUUGACCCUCCCAUGAAUUUAGCUGACCUUUGUGUGUUUGGAUUAUUUUGACCCCAGGUUUAUUGCCAGACUUUGCUGAGACUACAACUGUAUGAAUUUUCAUUUUGUUUUUACUUGUUUGUUUUCUUGUCAUCCGGAUAAUUCUGAAGGGUUGAAAGCUAACUAAAAUGUUGAUUGAAAAAAGCAUAACAAUGCCUUGCACACUUCUUCGGCUCCAUUGCAAAUAUUAUUUUGGGUUAGGUUUUUAAUUUUGUAAAACUCUUUUUGUUUUUCCAUUUCAAGAAAUGGACUGUCAGCAUAAGUUAAAUGUUAGUCAAAACUAAAAAGAGUUUUGUCAAUCUGAAUGAAUAGCGUCUCUAUAUUAAGACAGAGAAGAAACCAUUUGAAAGUUUAGGCCUCACUUGUCCUUUGACUUAAGCAUUUGCUUGGAUGCCUUUACACAGACACAGUCUCAAUCUGAAAGAUACAAGGGCAACACUGUCUUUCCUUGAGCCAUUUCAGUGAAGUACGGGUGGGAGCUUUUUAAUCGAGAUAUUUGCCAAUACGAGUGCCAAAUGCAGUCUCCAUUGAGCCAAAAGCCAGCCAGCCUACACACUGAAGCUGUGGUAGCACUGGGAUGGUUCACUUCCCAAUCCCAUUUCUCCCAGAAAACACUUCAUUGUUUGACAUUUGACAUGACAUGCCACUAUUUUUAUAUGCUGCCAGUCUAUUUACUGCUUUCCUCAGUGAAACAUCUCAGAAGCAGUUCCUUUUAUAACGAUACACUGUUGAUCAAUGACAGCAACUAUGAAAAGGGAAUGAAAGGAUUUUUUAAAAGUUUCAUUUUUGUGAACUUUUUUUAAUUAUUAUUAUCAAUUUAUGUGAACAUCAUUCAUUAAUAGAUUUAAGGGUAAUGACUAUAUAAUGUAACUGUAGUAUUGUGUUUGUAAAAAAAAUCAGUGAGUUGUGUUUUAUGACUCGUGGUCUACCAGUGAAGUCAGCAUUUCAGUGUUAAUAUAUUGAAUUGUUUUUUAAAGAUUAUUUUUGCGACGGCACAGCAACAAAGAGUCAUUAUAAAUGUUCAUUUUAGCAUCA